AUGGCCCAGAAGAGGCACUAUUUCGCGGCAACCUUCAGUGGCCUCGUCCAUGAGCUCGACUAUUUCCACAAAGAUCGUCCAAUUCCAUAUCUGGCUACGGCAAAUACACCAUCUUCGCUCCAUUGGAAAGAAGCCUUGAAAAAGCUCGACACCCCGGACUCCGACCUUGCAGAAUGCUCCCAGGGCACUGUUAUCGAUAAAGAGCGAUAUCUUGUAGUGGGCAUCGUUCCUCAUCCUAGCUUGCCCGAUGUUAGGAAGCCAAGGACCAUGUCCAUGUCUGACGAACACUUUCCUUUGGAGGUUGUCACGCCCGUCAAGCGUGAUAUCAAGCGCCGCAAACCGAAAUUUUAUGUUCUGCUGGAGGUUGAGCCAACCAUUCCGCGAUACGGUGCUUUCCCGAUCAAUCCCGAGGAAAUCUUCUAUUUCUUGGAGUAUCGAACCGAUGUGAAGUCCGUUAAAGAGCGACGGACUCAAUGGACCGAGAAGGUGCGAGUCGCAGCUGUGAUGCCUUCAGCCGAGCCGCGACGUUCCUACAGCUGGUUGAGCGCCGUACAACGCGUGGCCGAGAGACAGCUUCCCGUGUCUCCCGAUGGAAAUACCCGUGAUAACUCAAUCAAGUUCAUUUGGGAACACUUCCUCAACCCCAUGUCGAAGACUGAGCUCACCUCAGAGAACGCUGAGCAACUAGCCGUCGAGAUUCUGAAAAGGUGGCCAAUCCUUCAACGCCACAACGUCACGGGCGAUAAACUGAUGCGCCUGCGACAUGGGAUCGUCGAAUCGAAGUCCGCGGUUGGGUGGAGCAGGGCAUAUGGAUUUCUGGCACUCGGCUGCGAAUCGUCCUUGGAUAGCCCUAACUUGGGCCAGCUGGUCGUCGGUUUUCUGGAUACAAUUGAUAAGGUCCGAAAACUGGGUCCUGGAAAAACACCGCGCUUUGUCAAAGACAUGGUCUUGGGCUCAUUGACAGCAGCGAUAGAUAUCGCAAAAGAUGUGCAGACCAACAGCGAGGACACAGCUAAAAUCCUCGAGACGCCAGCUGAGGCUGAACUUUUUAAACUCUUCAUAUGUCAGGUAGAAGACGCGUUGGUAAACUCGAAUACUGUGCAGCAAACCUAUGCUAGCAUUCGGGACAUCUUGACAGACUACGGCCAUCAGUCGGGGAGCCAACACAGAACGAUAGCAGACCAAAUGCCAGUGUUUAUUGACAUUCUGCAAAGUACGCGCACCGCUUUGAUGAGUUGA
Molecule: messenger RNA, 1239 nt
Organism: Aspergillus affinis
Lineage: Eukaryota; Fungi; Ascomycota; Eurotiomycetes; Eurotiales; Aspergillaceae
Exons: 1
Coding region: 1-1239 (412 amino acids)
Source: RefSeq, a predicted model, not a curated record